AUGGAGGCCGAGGCAGGCGGCCUGGAGGAGCUGACGGACGAGGAGAUGGCGGCGCUGGGCAAGGAAGAGCUAGUGCGGCGCCUGCGGCGGGAGGAGGCGGCGCGCCUGGCGGCACUGGUGCAGCGCGGCCGCCUCAUGCAGGAGGUGAAUCGGCAGCUGCAGGGCCACCUGGGCGAGAUCCGCGAGCUCAAGCAGCUCAACCGGCGUCUGCAGGCAGAGAACCGAGAGCUGCGCGACCUCUGCUGCUUCCUGGACUCGGAGCGCCAGCGCGGGCGGCGCGCCGCGCGCCAGUGGCAGCUCUUUGGGACCCAGGCAUCCCGGGCCGUGCGCGAGGACCUGGGCGGCUGUUGGCAGAAGCUGGCCGAGCUGGAGGGCCGCCAGGAGGAGCUGCUGCGGGAGAACCUGGCGCUUAAGGAGCUCUGCCUGGCGCUGGGCGAAGAAUGGGGCCCCCGCGGCGGCCCCGGCGGCGCAGGGGGCUCAGGAGCCGGGCCAACACCCGAGCUUGCCUUGCCUCCGUGCGGGCCCCGCGACCUAGGCGAUGGAAGCUCCAGCACUGGCAGCGUGGGCAGUCCGGAUCAGUUGCCCCUGGCCUGUUCCCCCGAUGACUGAAGGCACUGCUUCCUCCACGCCGACGCCCGCCCGGAUUGCUCCCCGAGCCCCGGGACCGCUGUGGACCUCGGGACUGGACGCCGUCCUGGCUGCGCGGGAGGGGCCGCUGGCAUGGACUAAGAAAUCCUGACACCAAGAGGGGCCCCUAGCUCUUGCUGGCAGGGCAGCAGGGGGACUGAAGGCUGGAACAGAGGGACUUGCUGGGGGUUGGAUUGGGGGUAAUAAACCCGGACGGAAGCGGA
Symphalangus syndactylus (siamang) is the source of this 851-nucleotide messenger RNA. RefSeq names its product coiled-coil domain containing 85B (gene CCDC85B). The record is from RefSeq and is a predicted model, not a curated record. Gene Ontology annotation, biological process: negative regulation of DNA-templated transcription. NCBI's taxonomy places the organism in Eukaryota, Metazoa, Chordata, Mammalia, Primates, Hylobatidae. Gene Ontology annotation, cellular component: nucleus.